Molecule: messenger RNA, 1278 nt
Organism: Juglans microcarpa x Juglans regia
Lineage: Eukaryota; Viridiplantae; Streptophyta; Magnoliopsida; Fagales; Juglandaceae
Exons: 2
Coding region: 1-1278 (425 amino acids)
Source: RefSeq, a predicted model, not a curated record
AUGGAGGACGACAAGGUCGUUCACGAGGCAGGUCCCCUUCCAACAGAGGAAGAUCUUAUUCACAUAACCAGUCCCAUUUCUCUUCAUCCAACCAACCAAACCGUCCCAUCUGCCAAGUCUGUAGUAAACCAGGUCAUGUUGCCCUCCAAUGACAUUUUAGGUUCGACCAUGCUUUCCAAUAUGACCCUCCCCGAUCCUUCUCUGCCAACUACUCCUUUCCUUCGGCCAUUCUCGACUUUACAUGUAUAUGUUGAUGACAUGAUCAUCACAUCAUCUUCCUCAAGUGAUGUUAAACGUUUAAUUGUUUCUCUAGGACAGGCUUUUCCUGUGACUGAUUUGGGACCCUUACCAUAUUUUCUUGGAUUAGAACUUGACUAUCUCUCAGAUGGUCUCUUUAUUUCACAAAGAAAAUACAUCUCUGACUUAUUGAAGAAAGCCAAUAUGCUUGGUUCUAAACCAAUUUCCUCCCCAAUGUCUACUUCUACCAAGCUUUCUAAAUUUGAUGCACCCACCUUUGAAAAUGCAACUUUAUUCCGAAGCAUAGUUGGCAGUUUACAGUAUCUUUCCUUAACUCGACCUGAUGUGUCAUUUGCUGUUAAUAAGGUCUAUCAAUUCAUGCAUGAUCCUAAAAAUACCGACUGGACAGCAGUCAAAAGAAUACUUCAAUAUCUAAAGUCUACUAUUAAUCAUGGGUUAUUUUUAGCAAAAAAAUCUGGCUUAACUCUUCAUGCAUUCUCAGAUGCUGACUGGGCAGGGUGCCCUCAUGAUAGGAGAUCUACAAGAGGAUUUUGUAUUUUUUUGGGCAAUCACCUAAUUUCUUGGAGUUCAAGGAAGCAACACACUCUUGCAUGUUCUAGUAUAGAGGCUGAGUAUAAGUCUCUAGCCAAUACCACUGCUGAACUCAUAUGGCUGCAAACAUUGAUCAAAGACCUUGGUUUCUCACUCUCACAACCAUCUGUUCUAUGGUGUGACAACUUGGGAGCUACAUACUUGAGCUCAAAUCCUAUCUAUCACUCCCAUCACUCCCGCACCAAACAUAUGGAUGUGGACUUUCACUUUGUGAGAGAUAGAGUAGCUGCCAAAACUCUACAAGUUCAAUUUUGCAGCAAUAAAGAUCAACUCGCUAAUGUCUUCACAAAACCUUUAGUUGCUGAUCGAUUCUUCUCUCUCAAAUCGAGCCUAAAUGUGAUUGACACCGCAUUUGACUCGAGGGGGCGUAUCAACCUAAUAACAGAAGCUGCAUAUCCAGAAAAUACCAAGCUACACAAUCCACAUUAG